AUGUCUACGUCUCCCGGUGAUGUGCUUACCGCCAGCCCUGCGGAAGCAGGAGCGGGUAUAGCAUUACCAUUGUCUGCGGAUACAGAAAUCUCAGGAGAGACCAAUACUUCUACCUUGCCACAGGGGCCCGAAGAGGUGACAGCAUCUGUGGAGAUAGGGAAUGGAGAAGAGCAUCAAGAAGCCAAUCACUGUCCAGAAAAUGAUGCGUCUAAGAAGGAUAAUCAACAGCAGCCUGAUAUCGAAAACAAUAUUGACAAUGACCUUCUCGAGGGAUCGAAGGAGGCUCAUAAAGCAUUUCUUGAAUUUUUCGAACAACUAGAUAGGAGUUUCUAUCCCCAUAAUCAGUAUAGCCGCAGCGCAAGGAGGGUUGGCCGUGCGCAAGACCUGAUCCAGGAAUAUGAAGCAAGAAUGCCUCUCAAAUGGAGAAUUGGACAAGCGAGAAAGCGUUCUUUCGUAAUCACGGCGUACUUCCGGCUUUUGGAAGACAGGCUUUUUUCGCUAGAGAGCCAGUCACCUGAGGAUGGCCACUCGUCGUCCGGAGGAAGUUCCUCUGACAAUAAUAAUGGCGAGGGUUCAGAUGGCGAGGGUUCAGAUGACGAUGAUGAGGCAAAUGACACAAUUUCAACGUUGAAUAGAGUACCAUGGUCAGAAUUCAAAAGAAACUUCGAGGAAAAUAAGGAGCCUAGCCAGAAGCACGUCAUCGACGUACUGAUGGAUAAUCCCGUGAUUCCGCACGAAGUCUGGACCGACCAGGUUGCAAGAAGGCAUCCUCAGCAUCUUGUCCAUUUUAGGCGCCGAAUGAGGCCUUUUCCGUUCGAAGAGCAACUCAUUUUUGGCGACUUCGACGAUCCCAACGCAGCUCAUCCUAAGACCCGGGUCGAACCAUCUAAAUCCACAACUACAGGCCAACCUCCCCGGGAUGCGUAUUCCCCGAUCCCAGACCGAAUCCGCAUUAACGGAAAUUCUUUGAAGCUACUUCUUGAGAAGGCCCUUGAAGUCGAUUUGGCCAGUCCUAUCGUAUUUCUAAAACCUUUCAAAGUUCUUGUCAAGUAUGACGGACAGAUCAGAAACCUCCAUCAACAGCUAGAGAAGAAGUUUUCUCGGGACUGCGCAGAGCCGCCGACAAGUUCAAACAGGCCAGAACCUUCGCAGACCAUUGGCAGCCGAUACUCAAACGAUGACGGGGAAGCUUGGAAUUCGCUUUUGGAUGAAUAUGGGACAAAACAAGCCUUCAGACAGCUGUCCUGUCUUGUUGAAUUCAUGAACAAGGAUCUCAUUCCUCUCAGAUCUUUUGCAGACUCCACAGCCACGAAGAUCGCUUUUUCUGAUCUAUGGCAUAUCUUCCAGGCUGGCGUUACAGUUGUCACAGCCACUACGCCUAUCGAGGCUUACCGAGUACUGCAUGUUACUGGUGGUCGUCCCUACCUCUCACCACCAGAGGACAAGGAAAACGAUGAGGAAGCCACUGGCAUGAAUUUAUAUAAGGUUCCAGCAAAGUCCAGCGAUUUUAUUAUUACGUGUUACCAAGUUGGGUUUGAUGGAGACAAGUUUGGCCCUAUUGCUAAAUCCUUCAGCAUUCAGAAGUACAACGGGUUUCAAGACAUCAGGUUGCUCCCCAUAUACCCCAUGAGCUUUGCUGAAGGUCCAGAAGAGUUGUCAAAGAAGCUUUCUGGAAACGGCAAAACCUUCAUCAAGCUAUCCAAUGUCGGACAUGUUCUAUAUCGCGGGCCUAACUUACACGAAGCCGAGGAGAUCGAUAGCGAAAUUAUCAUUGACUUCCGCGCCGCCCUAUGGGAUAACCAGGAGGAGGACAAUGGAUGGAAGGAGAAAUAUCAAGUAAAGUUUGGCAUACCGACUCUGCCCAAUGCCAACGAGGCCGAGGUGACCAUGAUUUCGCGAGGUGGCUGCAAAGAAUCCAUGUGCUGCGAAAAUGAUAAAAUUUUCAACGACUUGGACCUAGAUCGCACCUUUUUGGAAGAUUACCUCGCAAAAAACGAGUUUUUGACGACAGAUACUCGUUACCUGACGGAUGACCCUCGCCAUAUCCCCGAAGAUGACUUAAUUCUUCUUCCACGUCAACUCUUCGCAUUUGUCCUCAAGGAUCGAAAAUGGGCCGUCGUGGACAUCAACAAUAUCACUGAAUUGCCCGAGUCCACGAGCGAGGCAUGGAAAUCCCUCGUUCUGCCCGGUGGCCACAAGGAAAUGGUCUAUUCUCUUGUUCAGUCACACUUUCGAAGCAAGAACCUAGGAGUUGCGGAGGCUGAGAUGCAAGCAGAUUUGAUCCGCGGAAAGGGCAAAGGCCUUAUCGUACUCCUCCAUGGUGCCCCCGGUGUUGGAAAGACCUCGACUGCCGAAUGUGUAGCAGACUUGUGCCAAAAGCCUCUCUAUCCGAUUACUUGUGGUGAUCUCGGUAUUACCGCCGAGCAAGUUGAAACUCGACUGAAGCGAAUUUUCGUUCAAGCGCAGAAGUGGGAAUGUGUUCUUCUCCUUGAUGAAGCAGAUGUGUUUCUGAGUGAAAGAACUAAUGAUGUUAAGCACAACAGUCUUGUCUCAGUCUUCCUUCGUAUUCUCGAGUACUACAAAGGAAUUCUCUUCCUUACCACAAACCGAGUCGGUCGCAUGGAUGAAGCAUUUCGGUCUCGAGUUCAUGUCAGCCUUUACUACCCGCCCUUGGAUGAGAAAUCCACGCUGGACAUAUUCAAAAUCAACAUUCAGAGAACCCAAAAACGUAUGGGGGAUAAGAUGAAGAUCGAUAACGUUAGCAUCGAAGAAUUCGCGUAUGAUCAUUUCCAGGGAAACCACCAGCGCGUUCGUUGGAACGGAAGACAGAUCCGCAACGCCUUUCACAUUGCCGUCGCGCUCGCCGAGAAUGAGGCUAUAAACAAAGCCAACAGGAAAGAAAAGAAGAAGUACCGUGCUCCAACUUUACGCGCAAAGCACUUUGAUACUGUUGAGCAGGCUUCAAGCCAGUUUGACAACUACCUGAAAUCCGUCUUGGGGAUGGGACAAGCCGACCGAGCGAAACAGCAGGGUCGCCGCAGAGACGAUUGGAGCCAGGAAGUGUCUCAUAAUCGAGGCGAAAACGAUGAGCCAAAGACAAAGCGAUCUUGCAAGAAACGAAGAAAAUACAAUAUCUCUAAGUCAUCAGAUGACUCAAGCAGCGAAGAAGAAGCCCCUAGAAACGAUGGCCAGCAGAGCUCGUCAGAAGAAUCAGAGUCUGAACGAGAGGCUACUAUUAAGAGAAAGAAGAAGACUGACAAGAAGAAGAGGAAUAGUGGUUAG
Fusarium odoratissimum NRRL 54006 is the source of this 3282-nucleotide messenger RNA. RefSeq lists its product as uncharacterized. The transcript has 7 exons. Lineage: Eukaryota; Fungi; Ascomycota; Sordariomycetes; Hypocreales; Nectriaceae. Bases 1 to 3282 code for a protein of 1093 amino acids. The record is from RefSeq and is a predicted model, not a curated record. Gene Ontology annotation, molecular function: ATP binding; ATP hydrolysis activity.